AUGCGACACUUCACUGGGCUCGUUGCCAUCUUCCUUCUACCAUCACUAUGCUUCUGUGGUUAUUCAACUGGUCCAUCUUCCACAGUUAGCAUUGAUAACUCUUUGAUAGGUGAACCCGAAGUUGUCUGCGAAACUUCAUCUAUCUCUCUACUUUUCAAAACUCGGAACUCAUUCAAUGGAAAAGUCUUCGUAAAAGGAUAUGUCUCGGAACCAUCCUGUAUGUCUGUUGGCGAUGGUAAAACUGCCCAUCGGUUCUCAGUUCGUCACGAUUCGUGUGGAGUCAGAAGGCAAAGAGAGAUCAAUGGAGUGGUCAUUUCGGCUACUGUUAUCAUUUCUUUCCACUCAAUCUUCAUCACCAAAAUCGAUCGUGCCUACCGUGUCAGUUGUUUCUAUGUCGAGGGAACUAAGAAAGUGCACAAUCAUGUUGAUAUCAGUGCUCUAACAACCCAACUCUUGGAGAGCCAAACACAACUUCCAGUCUGCAGAUACGAAAUCAUGAACGAAGCUGGUGGAUCACCAAUUAAAUACGCUCGAAUCGGAGAUCAAGUAUACCACAAAUGGACUUGUGUAGCUGAACUUGAGAAUGUCUACUGUAUGAAAGUACAUUCAUGCACUGUUUAUGAUGGACAAGGAGGCCCUCCAGUAACUGUCAUUGAUGCCAACGGAUGCUCUGUGGACGGUGUUAUUCUUCAGAAUCUUGAGUAUACUUCUGACCUAACGGCUGGGAAACUUGCGCCAGUUUUCAAGUUCGCUGACAAAGCAGGACUCUAUUUCAACUGUCAGAUUCAACUGACAAUCAAGGACGUCAAUUAUGGAUGUGCCAAUACGCAACCUCAGUGUCCAUCCUCGCAAUACGUUGUGGAGCCAGCACAAAAAACAACUGAAACUGCGGAACCGUAUCCUUAUGAUAGCCAUGAAUCAGGAUAUCCAACUCGUCCAGCCAACUAUCCAGUUGCAUCUAGCAGAUACCCAAUCCCGUCUACGCAGGCACCAGCCAGUUAUCCAUCUUCUCCAGCUCCACCACCACCUGGAGCCAACAUUGACCACUCUUAUCCGGAACCUCAACCAAUCUAUAUCUCAGGAACUCCAGAUAACGCUUACGAUGCCAUUGUUGGGUACAACGACACCGAACAACCAUUCACAACAUCCGCUGCUUACACGGAAGAUGGGGUUUAUAGUCGGCUUAUCAAGAGAAAUGCAGUGGAGUCAUCAGAACAAAUAAGCAGUAAUGGGAAGAAGAGACCGGUUACUGUAGGAGAUAUUGACCUCCCAGAACGUGGUAUUUUGGUGUUUGGAUUAGAGGAGAUGGAGGAUGGAGAGACAACGAAUGGAGGUGAUCAUGGAGCAACAAAAGCAUUAAGAGAGGCUAGAAAUAGUCACGAGAAGACAUGUUUUGCCACUUCUCGGAUGUACUUCACUCUUUUCCUCUUUUGCCUUCUUUUUGCUGCAACUGUGGUCGUUUUCAUUGUGAUUGUUCAAAAACAAAGACAAAUUCUGGCACAAACUGCAUUCUUCAAGCCAUAA
Caenorhabditis briggsae is the source of this 1524-nucleotide messenger RNA. It is a transcript of the gene Cbr-cut-4, whose product is annotated as Protein CBR-CUT-4. The transcript is spliced from 6 exons. Lineage: Eukaryota; Metazoa; Nematoda; Chromadorea; Rhabditida; Rhabditidae. The coding region runs from base 1 to 1524 and encodes 507 amino acids. The record is from RefSeq and is a predicted model, not a curated record.